Babesia bigemina is the source of this 2157-nucleotide messenger RNA. RefSeq lists its product as hypothetical. Lineage: Eukaryota; Apicomplexa; Aconoidasida; Piroplasmida; Babesiidae. Bases 1 to 2157 code for a protein of 718 amino acids. The transcript has a single exon. The record is from RefSeq and is a predicted model, not a curated record.
AUGUCGAACGUGCGGCAAAUCACACUGCCGCCGGACGCGCUCUACAUCACCAAGUCGAUCCCUGAGGAUGAGAACCUGGAGAUGGGCUCUCCGCAGGAGUGCGCGGGAGUAGAGCCGAGGCGCAGUGGGAGCGAAUGCGCCAGCGAGCGCCGGCAGACGGAUGACACAUACGGCACGGAAGUCAACACGGACGACUCGUCGUCAAAAGAAUGGAACAUGGGAUCACAGGAGGAGCCCAUGUCGGGGGAGCUUCCCCAACGCUCCACCGAGUCACGAGGGUACUCCUUCAACAGCACCGCCACCUCGUUCCUAGGAUUCUGCAACCUGACGCGUGGCAAGUUCAGGCAGAUGGGGUCGAAGUUGCGCGGAAGUUUGACGUCCAUACCGAGAGACAUGGGGUUCUCGGCGGAGUUGUCACCGAUGCAGCGCAGAAAGCUGCAGCACCAGAGCAUGGAGUUUCCAACGAAGCACGCGGCAUCUCAGCUUGGAAACGAGGCAUUGUAUGGUGUCCAGGAAGACGCGUUGUUUAGAGAGCGCGCAGCCUCCAACCCGAAGUCAAAGAGAACGUGGCUGCCCUUGCGUAAAAAGGACUCGAAGCAGAUGCCAGCAAGAGUCAGCGAACCAGUCAUUGUCAUUAAUCAACCCCCCAGCAAGCAAAAUGAAGUGGAAGCAAGCCGUAAAAGCUCGAUGGUGUCACACCAGAGCAGGCAAACCGUCGUCCAAGAUAUGUGUGGGCCCAUGCCGUCUUGCUACGUCAUUACAAAGGACAAAGAUUCGUUGUGUAGCAAGUUCUGCCUCGACGUGUACACGACGUUCAAACUCACGCUCAACUCCGGCAAGGCGUAUGACUUCAAGCAGCUCAUGACCGUCGACAAGAACGGUAACGAAAUACGCCUUGAGAAGCAGAGGGGCAACGCCAAGUCGCACAGCGCGCGGGAGGCCACGGUCGCCAGGCGAAUCGAACCGCUUCGGAAAAAAUUCCCGACCUUAACACGGAUCUUCCCGCGUCUAUGCCGCAGCGCCAGAUACGACGAUGCGGCCAUCAACGACACCACCCUGGUCACGGUGGUGAACAAGGGAAGCGCCAACCUGUUCAUACUCAAGUUCCAAGGCUACUGCCAAAAUUACAUGGAUGUUAGCCCGGACUACGGGUGGAGGCGGUUGGUGGACGAAUACACCGCGGAGGAUUCGAAGAGCGCCGAACAGUUGCCCAAGGUGGCAUCCCCGGUGGACGAAACCUGCGCGCAGCGGUCGUACAUGUACUACAGGGAGGCGAAGAGGGUAACACACAUGAUAGGACUCUCAGAACUUGCCAUUAAUGUGGCCUGCCGCGCGCUUAUACUCGGGAUAGGGGAUGGCAUGAUCGACGCAGCGGAGUUCCCGCCGUUCAUCAAAGACAUGGUCAUGCAGCAGUACGAAGGCAUGUCAGAGGUGCUAGCGACGCCCACGAGUGUAGACCGAGGCGCAGACGCGCCAGGAAAGUCCAUGCAAGCUCCUAUGUACCUAGAAAGCAGCUUCCUUGGGCUAUUUGUGAGCUCGUCCAUGAGCUCCGUCUUGGGAAGCGAGCCUUACGCAGAACGCAUGCGUGAUAGCAAGCGUUCCUACAGGUGGAGCAUGCCUGAGAAGGCAGACGCGCCGGCCAGCGCCGGAGAAAGCGGCGUCAAGCACGGAGGCGAGCCGAGCGUCUAUCAAUUCAUACCGAUUCCGGACUACGGGUGGCGGCUGCUGCAGAGAGCUCACUUCGACCGCAAGCACGCCGAUCCCGCCCUGAGAUCUAAUAGAAGGAAUUCGGCCGCCUCUAAGCUACGCAGCGUGUUCAGAGCCAGCACAGUGGCUGGGCUCACGCCGACCAACAUUUACUCCAACUCUGUUCUCUGCAAGGUAAGGCCGCCGCAUGUGGACGACAGCCAGGCCUUUGUGAGAGCGGACGUGGGUUCCAUCGCGAUGAACAUGGCCGAACAACUGUACCGACUCGAAGUGAGACAGCGCCGGCGGGAAAAACUGCCCAAGCAGACCUUCGGAUUCAAGGUCAGAGACCAAAAUGUAGUGGUGUCGCCAUGCGGCAAGCGCUUCAAGCUCAUACCGGAGGAGCUCAUACUCAACGUGGCGACGCUGGUGCAUGAAAUGUACAUCACACAGGCGUGCCUCAUCCUGUAG